GGACCAUCAUCUCAUUUACCAUUUCUUAUAAUUUUGACAAAGGCAAGUAAAUAGGCAUAUUUUCCAGUGAUUCUGCUAAAAACUCUUGCCGAACCAGAGUAUACGGAUUGUGAACUCACAUUAAAGGGCUGCAGCGGACCCGCAGCGAUGAUGUCCGCGUGCCCACAGACGGAGGGAUGCAGCCACGACGCUGAGCGCGGUAUUCCCUCGCCGCUCGCCGAGGCACUACAGGGCCUGAGCCAUGACGCACUACGCACCAGCAUCUACUUCAGGCAGCCGGACGGCGGCGUGCAGGUGAAGGAGGAGCCGAUCGACGCAUACGAAUUCGUCGACGAUCCGCCGCUGAGCGCGUCUGCCGAGAAUGGCAUGCUGGGAAGGUCACCGCGGAAGCGUGGCCGGCCGAAGGGUUCGGUGAAUAAGCCGAAGAGUGAGACACUGCCUCGCGUGAAGAUAAAACAGGAGCAUGAGAUGGUCAGCAGCAAUGGGCAGGAGCACGCCAUGAUGCAGGUGGCGCCACCGCUCUGCAUUCCGCCGCUGCACCUUGUCAAGCAGGAAGAGGGCGCCAGCAGCGGCGGGCAGAAAAAGAUCACGGAUGCAUUCAAGGUGCGCAAGAAGCGCGACCGCUUCGACGGCAUCCCGGAGUCCGAGAUUGAGAAACGACUACUGCCCGACCACAUCACUGACAACCUCGACAUACUCAUCGGAAGUGCUUGUAUCUGUCGGGACUCAUCCCGGAACCGAUGACAGCGAUGGACGACUACAAGAUGCUGACGUUUGGCAUUGGCUUCACAAACAUUGUCGCUCGCACGUCGCGCGGCAGCGCUGACCUGAAGAGGAAAGAAAUCAAAGAAGGUGGGGAGAUCCUGCUAGAGAAAAUUAAGGCUAUUAAACCAAAGAUUGCUGUAUUUAAUGGCAAAGGUAUAUAUGAAGUAUUCAGCCAAAACAAGCUGGAAUGUUUUGGCAAGCAGCCCAAACCUAUUGAGGGGACCAACACUGUGAUAUAUGUGAUGCCGUCAUCCUCGGCUCGCUGUGCCCAGCUGCCGCGUGCGAUUGACAAGGUGCCCUACUACCUGGCACUGAAGAAACUCAGGGACUACAUGCGCGGCAGCGUCGCUACACUCGAUGACUCGGAGAUUGUCUUCUCCGACGUGAAGCUGAAGAAGUUUGAGAAUGGUGUCAAGGUCAAGGAGGAGGCAGCAGAUGAUGGAUUUGAGGGAGGCAUGAAGAUCAAAGAGGAGGUGCCGGCUGUGAAGCCCACACUCACGAAGGAGGACAAUGCCGGAGAGACUCCAAAGAAGAAGAGGAAGCGGCGGAAAAAGUCAGAGAUUGAGCAAGAGCGAAUCGAGAGGCAGCAGCAGCAGCAGCAGCAGCAAGGUGCGCAAGUCUGUAACAACGGUACCGCCGCAGCCCUGCACCACGGCCUCGCCGUGGCCGACCCCACUGCACCGCUGCACCCGCUGCACACUGCUGCUGCCGCGACGCUACAUGCGCAGGCCGCAGGUGCUGCGGAUGGCCAGCUGGCACGUCUUGGUCCCGCUGAGGCUGAGGACACGUUGCGGGACCUGGGACUGCUCGACCCAGCCGCGUUCCGCAAGCAUGAGGUGCUCAUCCGGCAGCAGGAGAAUCCUGUGCUACAUGCUGCCACCAGCGGCACCACCUGGGGAGACGGUGGGAAGGUGAUCCCCACUGAUAACGAGGGGGCGUCUGCUGGCGCCACCUGGGGAGAGGAGUCAAAGGUAGUCCCGACAGCCGCCGGUGGCACCUGGGGGAAUGAUGUAACGGCAGUUCCUGCCAGCGCCACCUGGGGAGAAGAGGCGAAGGCAGUCUCUGCUGCCAGCGCCACCUGGGGAGAUGAUGCGAAGGCUGCCACCGGCACCACCUGGGGAGAGGAGGGGAAGCACGCUGCAGCGGCAGCGGAGUGGGAUCUGCAUCAGGAUCCAAUUGACAAGGAGCUGCAGGAGAUGAUAGAUCAGCAUCGUGUUGGGGAGGAUGCGCGUGGGGGCGGGGUGGCGGCUGCUGCGGGGUCCCCCCUCAACCCCCCCGCGGGCGGGGGAGGAGCCACCGCAACACCUCUUACCCCACAGCAUCCCGUCACGCCGACGGAGAAGAUGGGGGAGAAGCCCUAUGAUCAUCAUCAGCAGCAGCAUCAUCAGCAUCAUCAUCAGCAGCAGCAGCAGCAGCAGCUCGGAGGAGGCAUCAAGCAGGAGUCGAUGUGGAAUGAUGCAGCGUAUGGCAUCCCCUCUGCUGCCGCUGCCGCCACGCUGGCCUGCCACCAGGGGGUGAGCCCACCGGCGGCCGCGUACGGCAUACACGCCAGCUCCCCCACCGCGCAGCAGCAGCAGCAGCAGGCACCCGUGACACCUGUUGUGGCCCCCGCUCCCUGUCACGGCAGCCCCGCCACCUCUACCUCACACGGCUAUGGCGGCGGCGGCGGGGCGGUGACGAGUCACGCGCCACCAGGGGGCACCACCGACUUUCUCGACCUUGCCUACAGCAGCUUGCCGACGAUCAAGACGGAACCACGCAGCACAUUCCUCGGUCAGUACGACGAGGGCGCCACCGGCGGUGCCGACGCAACCGCCGGCAACUACAGCGGCGGCAAUGGCAGCUACCCAGGGGGCGCCACGACGGCGGCGUUCACGAGUCAGCUGGCGGCGGCGGCGGCACAACGGUCGGUCCUCGCCUCGCCGUUUGCUGCGUCGCGCGGCUACGCACCGCCGACCUACAUCGACCCGCCAAACCCCGGCGCCCCCUACCCAAGCUUCCUUGGUGCCGCCGCGCAGAAAGAUUACGCGGGUGCGCUGAGCCGGCCGCAGGGCAUGAUCGCGCCGCACCAGCCUGCCUACACGCACUCGCCAGCUCCAUUCUACCUGCCGCAGCACCCCGCUGCCAGCCCGCUGCCCGCCGCUGCUGCUGCCGCCGCAUUCGCGCAGCAUCCGUACCACCACCACCACCACGCGGCUGCGGCUGCCGCGGCUGCUGCCGGUUACCACCACGCCAGCACGCCACACCACCCGCACUCAGUGUACCCAUCCACGUACCCGCCGCCGCCGCCGCCGGGCAUGUACGGUGAUGGCGGCGCGAUGACCGCCGGCUACUACCCGGCCGCUCAGAUGCCCGGCAUGGGCUCGGUGAGGGUCAAGCAGGAGCCAGGCAGCUACUUUGGCCACUGCCCGUACUAG
Molecule: messenger RNA, 3182 nt
Organism: Priapulus caudatus
Lineage: Eukaryota; Metazoa; Priapulida; Priapulimorpha; Priapulimorphida; Priapulidae
Biological process (GO): base-excision repair, AP site formation
Cellular component (GO): nucleus
Molecular function (GO): mismatch base pair DNA N-glycosylase activity
Source: RefSeq, a predicted model, not a curated record